GCGAAGAGGGCGGGAUGUCGGGUGACGGUAUCGGCGGUUCUUGUGAGAAGUUUCAAGCCAACUUGUUCAACCACAGCAAAUGUCAGAACUGUUUCAAGUCACGUGAGCUGCACCCGCCCAGCGACCCCCUGGUGGGCCAGGGGAAGCCCGUCUACGGCGGCUGGCUCUGUUUGGCGCCCGAGGGGACCGACUUUGAGAACCCGACUCAGAGGCCGCGGAAAUGGCAGCGCCGCUUCUUCCUCCUCUACGAGCACGGCAGCCUGACCUUCGCGCUGGAUGAGCUGCCCAGCACGCUGCCUCAGGGCACGGUCAACAUGAGUCUGUGCACGGACAUCUUGGACGCGGAGCCGCGUACGGGCCAGAGGAACACGCUGUGCAUCGUCACCGCAGAACAGGAAGUGUUUGUCCGGGCUGAAAGCAAGGAGAUCAUUAACGGAUGGAGCGAGCAGCUCGGCGUCUACGUGAGCGGCGGCAGACAGAACCAGAAGAAGAAGCGCAAAGUGGAACCUGUCGGCAGCCAGGAACCCACUCCAGCCAAGAUGGCCGCCACCCGCGCCGAGACCGUCAACCAUCUGCAGGAAGACCAGCAGGCCGAGACCACCGCCAUGUGGGCCCGGGCGGGCAGGGACCCCCCGGUGUCAUCCAGGAAGGGCAGGAGUGACGCCCGUCUCCCCGAGCGAGAGCCGGAUUUACUCAACUUCAAGAAAGGCUGGAUGGUGAAGCUGGACCAGGAUGGUCAGUGGAGGAGGUACUGGUGCGUGCUGUCGGCUGACAGCCUGAGGUUCUACAAGGACUUCCAGGCUGAGGAGCUUUCCGACCUUGAACGCGAGGUGGACCUGACCGAGUGCUCCAACGUGUGUGACUGUGACGUCCAGAAGAACUACGGCUUCCGCAUCCACACUCCACAUGGCGUCCACACGCUGUCGGCCAUGACGGCGGGAAUACGAAGGAACUGGAUCCAAGCUCUGAUGAAGAACGUGCGCACAGCUCCCGAUGUCAGCAGCCAGCCAGACGUGACCAGGGACUCGUCGGAGAGGUGCAGGACCGUUCUCGAGCCAAGGCGUGACGGUCGCAACAAAACCUCGGACUUGGUGGAGUGGAAGUCCAAGAGCAGACCGCCCACGGACGCCGACCUCCACGCCGGUCAAGCUCCGCCCUCGCUGCAGUCGGGCGACCUGGAGAAGAGUCGGAGGAGGGAGCUGAGGAGGAGACGGUGCGAGAGCAUCCUGGGCGUGUCUCCCGGUCGCGAGGUGAUGGGCGACGCCACGGCCGCCGGUCCCAGGUCGCGGCUGGAGGAGCAGAUGGAGGCGUGCUGGAAGCAGGUGGAGAAGACCACCUUCAGGCACGUGAGGAGCAUCACGCUCACCAAGCAGGCGUCUGUCACCUCCACGCUGCACGACGACAAGAAGGGUCAGCUGGAGGACUCGGAGAGCGGAGGACAGCAGCUGAGGGCGUCCAGUCAGUUGGAACCUUUGCACGGAUGUCCGGUGAGGACAGGAAGCAGGAGUCCAGAACAUCCCGAGGAGCAGAAAGCCACCACGUGCAGCCACGUUGCAGACCAGGAAGUACUUCCUGUCUGCUGUGAUGCCCAGUGUGGACAUGAAGGACAACCAGGCCACAGCUCCUCCAUGUUGGACACGCUGGCUGAAGCGGGUGGCGACUCACUAGGGGGCGCCACCGAGGAGUCCGCCCGCGUCAGGAAGGUCUCCCAGGAAGUGGCGCUGCCCACCAGGCAGACCCUCGCCCUCCACCGGCGGAACCAGGAGAUGCUGAACCAGCUGAGCGAGGCCGACCUCCACAUCCAGCGUCUGAAGGAGGCGCUCAGCAGGAGAUACGUCCAGGUGCAUCCCAGAGAGAUGGAGGAUCUGGAGCGGGAGCUGAUGGAGAAGGAGCAGCAGCUCCUGGAGGCCCAGACACUGAUCACCUCCCUGGAGGAGAGUCUGAGGGACGCCCAGGCUGUCCUGCAGCGUCACGUCCCAGCAGAGAAGUCGGAGCAGGAGGGAAGCGUCGGGAACGUUGAGGGCUACCUGCUGAGAUGCUUCGAAGCCACUGAGGCCAAGCUGAGCGAGCUGGAGAAGCAGCUCCACCAAUCGGAGCAGAGACGAAGGGAGCUCCAGGUGGAGAACGCCACCCUCAAGGAAACCCGGAAGGUUUACCUCCACAGAGACGCUCAGACGGAGGCGGGGGACUUCCUGCCGCUGCCCAAGGAGGCGGAGGGCACCAUGACGCUGAGGUGGAACCUGGAGAGGUUCCUGGAGGUCGUUGACAGGUUGGGCGUCAGCAAGACCAAGACUUGGAUGGCUGAUGAGCAGCAGGAGGAGGGCCGGCUGAAGUGGGAGGAGCCUCUGAGCACGGCGCUGGAUACUUCCUGCCCCGGGGAACAGGAGGCGGAGCUUCUCCGCAGCGCAGCACCGCAGAUGAUUCCGGAAAAUCAGGUGUUGCUUUCACCUGCUGAAGAGGAGUCCAGCUUCGAUGGCGGGAGGCGGGGCUUAGAAGGGGAACCCCAGGGGAGCACUGUGGAUGGUCUUUGGGACGAUGACAGCGACGCAUCUUCAGACGCUAGCAAGCAGCCGUGCCAUCAACGUCUGGUGGAGCUUUCCGGAAUGAUGGGUCACAUGACCACGUGCUCCUCCCUGCAGGACCGAGCGCCGGAGCGACUCUUUCACGUCUCCAAGCAGCCGUGGGCGGCGCUCUUUUACCUGGCUGCCACACAGGUGGCGUACUGCUGUCACAUGACCAGGCUAUGCUCCGCCUACCAGAGGGACCCGCCCGGCUCCGGCCAUUCCUGCAACCACUGCCGCCGCCUGGCCGCAGAAAAUGAGGAACUGAGAGAGAGACUUUCCCACGCGGCGCAGCGGGCGGCGAAGGUGAACACCGGCAGCCAGACGCACAAGGGCAACCCAAGGUCGGGGCGGGGUCACGGCGUCUCGCUGGAGGCCCGGCGCCAGGCCGAAACAGAAAAGAUGCCGUCUGGCGGCGAAACGCGUCCAGACUUGGAGACGGCUCAGGUGGCCAUACUGACAGCGCGCGUGACGGAGCUGGAGGAGCAGCUGUCAAUCACCAGCCAAAGCCUGACUUCAGCUCACAGGCAGCACGGCAAGGACAUGGCAGACCUCAAGGCGGUGUGCGAGCGUGGCCUCGCCGCCAUGGAGGAGUCUCAUCUGAAGGUGUCAGAGGAGCUGCAGCGGCGCCACCUACAGGAAGUGGAUCGCCUCCUGGAGGAGACGGACAGGCUGCUGGAGGAGGAGACCGCCGCCACGGCGACCGCCAUGGAGGCCAUGGAGCGAGCGCACCGCCGGGAGAUGGACAAGGAGGUGCAGAGGAGGUGUCAGGUCAUCAGCGUGACAGGCGGCGCCGCGCUCAUGGAGCACGUGCACAAACAACACAGCGAGGAGCUGGCCUCCUCCCAGCGUGAGUUGGAGGGUUUAUCCUACGAGUUUUCUCAGAAGUGUCUGGAAAACAGUCGCCUUUUGCAGGCGCUGGAUGCGGAGAGGAAGGCGCUGAGUCAGCGUCAGCAGGAGAACCAGAACCUGAUGGCUCUGAACCAGGAGCUGAGCACACAGCUGACGAACAAGGUCAGCCCGUCCUCGCCGUCGAAACAGGAAGCGCUACCCCUCGGGCACGACAUCGGCGUCUACAAGAUGGAGAUGCUGCUGCGCGUGAAGGAGUGUGAGCUGCAGAGCGUCCGCCAGCAGCUCAGCUCUCUGCACCACAAAGUCCAAGCCACACAGAAGGUCAAAGUUCAGCGUCUGGCAGCACAGGAAGUACCAGGAUGUCAGCAAUCACAAUAAGAUCACAUCCUGAAAUGAACGCUUGAUACGCUACUAGCAUUAGCAUCUUUUACUGGCGUGUGACGUGUUUACUUGUGUGUGUGUGUGUGUGUGUGUGUGUAAAUAAAGACCAAAAACUUGCUUGGAAAUAUUUGAUUUGAAAGUUGCAUCAAGCCGAAGAUGAUUCCAGGCAAAU
Doryrhamphus excisus (bluestripe pipefish) is the source of this 3966-nucleotide messenger RNA. RefSeq lists its product as uncharacterized. NCBI's taxonomy places the organism in Eukaryota, Metazoa, Chordata, Actinopteri, Syngnathiformes, Syngnathidae. The record is from RefSeq and is a predicted model, not a curated record. Gene Ontology annotation, cellular component: actin cytoskeleton. Gene Ontology annotation, molecular function: actin filament binding.